Messenger RNA from Nilaparvata lugens (brown planthopper), 4198 nucleotides. Its product is annotated as choline transporter-like 2. Gene Ontology annotation, biological process: transmembrane transport. Gene Ontology annotation, cellular component: membrane. NCBI's taxonomy places the organism in Eukaryota, Metazoa, Arthropoda, Insecta, Hemiptera, Delphacidae. The transcript has 9 exons. Bases 201 to 1994 code for a protein of 597 amino acids. The record is from RefSeq and is a predicted model, not a curated record. Gene Ontology annotation, molecular function: transmembrane transporter activity.
UCAAAUAUUUAAGUAAAUAAUCAAAAUCUUUUCUGUAGUACUUUCGACCGUCUCGCGAUCAUUUUCAACAGUGAAUUUCUUAUUUGAACAAUUAUUUUUUAUUUAUUUCUCAUGUAUGCAUAUAUUCUAUGUCUAAUAUACUCUUAUCUGAAUUGUGGUAGGUAUGUGUUGAAGAAUGCCCAUUAGAGAACUGGACAGCCAUGAAGUAUACGUCGGGUCUUGAGCCUUUCGAUCGGGAGGACGUCAAGAAGAAUAUCAUCUGUAAGACUGAAAAAAUUGCAGGAAAAAUAGAUAGUUUGGAAAAGCUGAAAUCUGUGAUAGACAAUGAGCUCUGUGCUCCAUGGCAAAUAAAGAGUUCGCCAGUUUACAAGCGAUGUGUACCUUCUUUGAGGGAUAUUCACGAUGCGGUGGUCUCUAUGACUUCUGCGCACUUAUCUGAAGAACUACUUCAGAAUUCAACAGAAGUAAUUAAUGCGUUCUCCACAGUCAUUGAGAUUAAAGAAAGAGUGAUAGAGGACAUGGUGUAUGUGUGGCGCUACCUUCUCAUUGGUCUUUUCUUAUCGAUGUUUGUCUGCCUCAUCUAUAUCACUCUGUUGAGAUGGAUUGCAGGUCUUGUGGUGUGGCUAUCACUAUUGGCCAUAGUUGGAUUAUUGUCUUUUGCCACUUACUUUUGCUUCAACACAUGGCAAUACCUGAGCCAAGAUCCCGAUCACGCGUUGGUAAAUCCUACAAGUCGAGCGUUGCGCGGCAAAGUCAACGAAAUCCUCAACAAGCCCUCGACGUGGAUGGUGCUGCUCAUCAUCUCCGCUGUACUCUCUGUGCUCACUAUUGUCAUCCUCAUCUUCCUCAGAGCUAGAAUCAGGAUUGCGAUCGCUCUUAUCAAAGAAGGCAGCAAGGCUGUUGGCAGUGUGAUAUCGUCGCUUUUCUUCCCAGUAUUUCCCUGGAUCUUCCAACUCGUUUGCGUACUUUGUUUCAUCUACAUAGCCUUCCUGCUUACUUCGAUUGGCCGUAAUACUUUCAAAGUUCAUGGACUGAAUAGUAGCCACCCCAACUGCAUUUGCAAAAAUGGUUAUAAGAAUGGAGACAUGUGCGAGGUGGAUGUCUUCCAAAGAGAGUGUACAGCGCCCGGCUCGGGAGGUCCAUGUGUGCUGGCCGGGUGCAGGUUCUUCCAGCAGGAGAGCGACAGCACCAUCACCUACUUCCAGCUCUACAAUCUGUUCUCGCUGCUGUGGACUCUGUCCUUCUUCUCGGGCGUGGCCAAGAUGAUUUUGGCGGGAACCUUUGCCACCUGGUACUGGACCUUCAAGAAGCGCGACCUUCCCUUCUUCACGCUAACCCAGUCUAUCUAUAGGACGCUCAGGUUCCAUUUGGGCACAGUGGCAUUCGGAUCACUGCUGUUAGCGAUCUGUAACUUCAUUCGAGCGUUGAUUGAAUUUGCCGAAGUGAAGUUGAAGAAAUACGACAAUUUCUUCACCAAGGCGAUCUUGUGCUGUUUCCGUUGCUUCUUCUGGUGUUUGCACAAGUUCCUCUGCUUCAUCAGUGCCAACGCCUACAUCAUGUGCUCCAUUCACGGCAAAGGAUUUUGCAGCUCUGCCCAUGAUGCGUUUUCGUUGCUCAUGAGAAACGUCGUCAGAGUGGUGGUUGUUGAUAAGGUGACGGACUUCCUGUUGUUCCUCGGCAAGCUGGUGGUGACCGCGUCGAUGAUGAUCGGCGCCUACUACGUGUUCCACACCGAUCAGCUGCGACUGCUUGACAACUCGGGUCGUGACGUCAAACUCAACUACUUCUUCCUGCCGAUCGCCGUCAUUGGCCUCGGCACCUACCUCAUCGCCUCCAUCUUCUUCAGCGUCUACGCCACGGCCGUCGACACGCUAUUCCUCUGCUUCCUUGAGGAUUGCGAAAGAAACGAUGGAUCAUCGGAGAGACCUUAUUUCAUGUCAAAGAGACUCAUGAAAAUUCUAGGCAAGAAAAACCAGAAGCCCAAGCACAACUAAACGUUUGUUUUUCCUAUAUUUUAUUACCAGUUGUUAGAUUUAUUUUAUUUGAAAAACUAUUUCGAAGUUAGGCAUUCAUACCAAAGCUAUAUGAUUUAUUUUAUUUUGAUGAUACGAAUAGUUAAUCUACUACUACUCUUAGUUUAAGCUUUGCAUAUGCUGUAAUUUAAUCACUGUAAGUCAGUAUCGAGCUCAUUUGUUUUUAUUCAUAUCUAAGUGCAGACUGAAUUAUUAUUUCACUGUAUAAAGUUAUUAUCAUUUUUGACUCUAAUACCGAACUUGGUUGAAUCGUAACAGAAUCUUCUUUUCAUUUUUUGUGCUAAAGAUAAAAAUAAAUGCUACUGCCAAUCAAUGACUGAAUAGAAAAAAUAGAAAAUACUGUACUAUCCUACCUGAGAGCUUUCAGUGAAUGAGUCAUAAUUUCCAUUGGGAAACGAAAAAAUUGUAGCAUAAUUCAUAUCUACUAAAACUAAACUAUUUGUAGUAUACGCUCAUUCAAUCUAUUGUAAUUAGACUUCACUUCAAUUCUGACGCACCAAACUUUUCGUUUUUAUUUUAGGAAAAUGUUUACACCGAAAACUCAAAGAACUUUAUUAUAGUAAUAUAAAUUUAAUUUAUCUCAUCAUGAAAGAGAUUCAAGCUCUAAAAGCUAACAUACUGUGAUUUGAUAAUACUGCGAUACUGUGUAAUAAUCGUAUCUCAGAGAUAAUAAUGAUCAAUAGAACUACUGUUUAAGUAUAGAUACCUUGAGAAUAAGUUUAUUUAAGAUUUCAUUACAGAUUCCAUUAGAAUAAAAAAUCAUCAAACAUCUUCCUAUAAUAUUGGACGUGAUUAGUUACCGUUCUGUUUCAAUAUUUAUUAUGGUUGUUUAUAUUCACUGAUUAUUAAAUAUUAUGCUAGUUUUUAGUCAAAAAAGGGUUGUAUUAUUGAAGAAUCUGGAAACAAAAACAUUAAUGGCGUUUAUAGAUGUUUUGGUGAUAAAUUCUUUGAAAGCUGCUAAAUAUUUGACAAUUAUUUAUCAAUUUUCUUGAAAAUUAAAGCUGUAGUAUUCUUCUCAAUGAUGUAGCUAAACAUGAAAAUUACAGUACAAUAACAUUUCAAAAAAUGGAAUUCGUAGAAAAUCUGAAGUAAUUAUUGUUCAAUUUCAGUAGAUUCAAUUUAAUAAUAAUAAUUAGUUCACACGUGUUCAUAAAAUACUUACUCUGAAGUAUAGUUGUUGUGGAUCAGAAUAUGGAAUGGAGUUAGUAAUAUUAAUUAUUAUUAACUGUAUCAUAUUCAAUUCAAAAAUUGCUUUCAAGGUUAUUUUGAAUCUUAUCAAAUGUAUCUCAUUGAUUGGUUUAUAAUCAGUAAUAAUCAACUAUAGCUUGUUGAACACUUUACAGUACACACAAUUCCUAAAUCAAAUUACAUUUUAUAAAUUUCUCAUUGUAAAAAAAAUCUAUCAUGAGAUACUAUACGAUUGGCAUGAGACUGAAUUUUCAAGAUAGUUCUCUCGUCUUAUGUAUAUAUGGUAGGUAGGUGAAAUUUUGUAUUGCUGUACACUCUUCAUUGCAGAAUACUGCAGUCUCAUUAUUUGAUAAGUUAUUGAAACUACGUAUUUUAUUAUCAUCUUUUUGAUAAUACGUUAUAUAGUAAAUAGUAUUAAUUGAUUACUAGGGGUAAUUUCAUCGGUCAACGCCUAUGCGACAAAUGUUAUGAAAAAUCAACUUUUCUAUUUGAAUGGGUUCUCUUGAAAUAUUGGACAGAAAAUCUGGCCAAAAUAAUAAUUUUCAAAUUGCUAUCAUACAUGAAUACCAUCAUUCUAGUAGAAUGAAGUAUGGUCAGAAGAAUAAGUAGAAAUAUUGAAGUUGAUUAAAAAUUGUGAAUUGCUUGCCUUACAUCUAUCAGUGUCUUAAAAUGAACGCCUUAAUUUAAUAGAUUUUCUAGUUUUUGACUCUUGCCAACCAAAGAGAUGGAUUUUCCCAACCUACUAAAAUAAUAAAAUAAGCAAACAGGAGCGUUAUGCUUCGUCUUUGCUAAAAAUAUAAAAUAUUAAGCAAAAACUUACUGAUUAUUAUAGUAAUAUAAAAACCCCUUGUUCGAGUAAUACAAACAAUAAAACUAUUUGAUACUCUCUGUAGUCUAUUGUAGUUGAUUUUUAAGUUUGGUACUGUUUAUUGUUAUUUGUGAUAAUAUGUAUAAUAAAGUCAAAUUUUCUAUUGAAA